This is a messenger RNA of Anopheles coluzzii, 9771 nucleotides long. RefSeq lists its product as uncharacterized. The record is from RefSeq and is a predicted model, not a curated record. The coding region runs from base 1 to 2454 and encodes 817 amino acids. Lineage: Eukaryota; Metazoa; Arthropoda; Insecta; Diptera; Culicidae. Gene Ontology annotation, molecular function: RNA binding. The transcript has 4 exons.
AUGAAGGGUACGCUCGGUAACCGGUACACAAAACGCCUCAAGAACGCCGGUCCAGAGGUGAGGGAAAUUGGGAUUGCUGGCUUCCGACGAGCGUGUUUCGCGCGCGCACCGGCAACGUGCUGCUGCUUCUCCUCGCACGCAACAGAAACCGGCAGCAGCAGCAGCAGCGCGUCGACUCAACCGGUAUGUCGCUCACUCGUACAAUGGCUGUCAAGGCGUACGGAUCUGCGCCAUAGUUCGGUUGCGUGCGGCGGGUUAGUGUUUCGGUGCGUUUUUCGGUGUAUUAUCAACCAAAUCGGAAACAAUAAACCUAGUGUAAAGAGAACGCGUGAAGGAGGAGGAGCAGGAGCGCCUGUUUGUAGCGUACACAACCCCAAAGGCGACACCUCCAAGGAACCAAGAGCAAUAGCAUUUCGUAGCACUCUAAAGCAACCAGAGCAGAGAGAGAGAAGUAAAAAAGCAACAAAACUGCCUAGCACAAGCAUGGACGAUUUUUCGCUCGCGUUCGACGACAGCCGGCAGUCGCUGUCGGUGGCGACGGCGGCCACCACGCUCGCCCAGCUGACGUCCCAGUUCGACGAUCUGCACCUCGGCACCGGUGGUGCGGACGCGACGAGCCUGCUGAGCGGGCUGGUGGGGGCCGGCGGGCUCGGCAGCAUCGGUGGGCUGCACCAUCACCAUCACACGCUCGCGUCCCUGGCCGCCGCCGCCGGUCCGGACAGUGGGCUGCUCGAUCGGCACCACCAUCACCAUCUGGGCGGCUGUGCCAACGGUGGCACCGGUGGUGGGGCCCCGGGCCACCAGACGCCCAACUCUACCAGUGCGGCCGCCGCCGCCGCCGCCGCCACCAACGUGCUGGAUACGUUUGUCGCGAUGGUCAGCGGGCUGACGGGCGUGUGUGCGGCGAACGGCGGCAGCACCAACGGUACCGUUGGCCCGACCGGGGGCCUCGGUGGAGUAGUGAAUGGCGGUGGCGGUGGUGGCGGCGGUGGCGGCGGCAGCGGCGGCAACCUCAUAACCAGCAACGGCACGACCAACGGCGGCAGCGGCAAGCUCGAGGAGCGGCCGGUCAAGUACAAGUCGCACACGGAGUGCGUGCCAGUGCCGUCGUCCGAGCACGUGGCCGAGAUCGUCGGCCGCCAGGGGUGCAAGAUAAAGGCGCUGCGGGCGAAGACGAACACGUUCAUCAAGACGCCGAUCCGGGGCGAGGAGCCGAUCUUCGUCAUCACCGGCACGAAGGAGGACGUGACGCGGGCGAAGCAGGAGAUACUGUCCGCGGCGGACCAUUUCAGCACGCUGCGCUCGUCGAAGAAGCAGGCGAUCGCGCUGCUCGCGGAAAGCCGCAACAUGCUCGGGUACAGCAUGCCGGACGAGAUCACGAUCCAGAUCCGGGUGCCGCAGAAGGUGGUCGGGCUGGUCGUCGGGCCGAAGGGGGCCACGAUCAAGAACAUCCAGCUCAAGACGAACACGUACAUCAUCACGCCGAAGCGCAACCAGGAGUCGGUGUUCGAGAUUACCGGCCUGCCGACGAACGUGCACACCGCCCGGCAGCUGAUCGAGGAGCACAUUGCGACGCGGGCCGGCACCACCGCCUCCGGCGCGGCUGGCGGCAAUGGGGGCGGCGGUGGUGGAGGUGGCGGAGGCGGCGGGGGUAGCAGUGGGGGCAGUAGUAGCAGCAGCAGCAGUAGCAGCACCACCAGCUCGAGCGGCUCGUCCACGUCCUCGUCCGGGCACGGCAUUGGCCCGGGGGGUGGCGGCGGCGGCGGCGGCGGCGGUGGUGGUGGUGGGCUGAGCCGGUCCGGAUCGUCCAGUGGGGCGAGCAACGGUGGCAACGGGCCGGGCCUGGGCUGCCUGUCCGGGAGCGUGACCGGCAGUGCGGGCUCCCUCAUCGGAGGCUUCGGGGGCGGCGGAAACGGUCUGCUAAACGGGAACCAAUACCACCACCAUCACCAUCAUCUGGAGCAGCAGCAGCAGCAGCAGCACAACAAUCACCAUCAUCUGCACCAUCCGCACCAUCAGGGGACGCUGCUGAAUGGCGGAAGCCUGUCCAGUGCCUUGAACGACGGUGGCGGCGGCGGUACCAACGGGCUGCUCGGUGGCAUCGGCAGCGAGCACGACUUCGAGGGCAACCAGUUCAUCAUCGACAAUCUGCUCGAGUACUUCAACAACAUGUCCGGCACGAACCAGCAGCAGCAGCACCAUCACCACCAGCAGCAGCAGCACCACCACCACCACCACCACCACGAGCCGUACCUUUCGCCCGGCGCCGGCGGGACCGGGAUCGGCGGCGAGCACAUACCCGACUUCCGCAGCAUCUGGGAGAGCCUGAGCGAAAGCCAAACGUCCGGCACGACCACCGACAACUCGGACAACUCGUCGCUCGUCUGGACGCUGCCGUCGUCGCCGCGCAACUCCGUCUCGUACAGCCCGGACGAUUUCAUCUUCCAGCGAUAGGAUGUGUGUGUGCCGCGGCACCGAAGAACCCCCCCAAGCCACUGGGAACAACAACUGUGAAGCAAUACAGCCGGCGCAAAGACCGAUAUCAUCCGCCCGCACACUACGUUUUGGAUCCUUUGAACGGUGAAGAAAGCGAGAGAGAGAGAGAGAGAGAGAGAGGAUCGCUCAAAGCUACACACAAUUCUCGUUGUACGAUCGUUGCUGGUUGAGCCGCUCGAAUGGUCAGGGCGCGUAUGGCGCCGGAGCCUGCCAGUCUGUUCUGUGGGGUUUACCGUUUUCAUUUGUGAUUUACGAGCGCACGAGAUACUGUUUCGAUUGUAUUUUUGUACUUUUUUUUUUUAAAUUUGUUUGCCUUUGUUUCCAUUGUGUUGUAGUUGUAGGCUUUUAAUCUUUUAGAGCUUUUGGGGCGCAUUAGCGCCCGUGCAUAGCGCCACGAGGAGAAAAGAAACCAAAAGGAAGCGCAUGGGGAAACCGCCGGAGCGUUUUGCGUGUUAUUCUGUAAGACUCUAAGGGAUACAGAGAGAGGUAGAGAGAGAGAGAGAGAAAGAGAGCACAACACGGCAAAGGUUGUUUGUUUGUUUUGACUUGCGUGUAAUUAAGUUAUGUUUUUAAAAUAAUUUAAAUUAAUCUUUAAGUUUUAUAUUUGCUCAUCUUGUUCGCUUUCAAGCAAGCAAAAUAUCGAGAAAGAGGAGGAAGAAGAAAAACGAAGCGACACAGCAUCCCAGUUACAAUUUGUAUCGUCCUAUGAGAGCAUGCUGGAGGGCGGUUCUAAUCGUAGUUAACACAGCCCGCGCGAGUGGCCAGGAGCAGGGCGGGCAGCGAUACACCCAAUACAUUUACAUACAUAAUGAGCACAAGCGCAUUUUCCAGAACAUAUGAGGCAGGGCGCGUAUAUUAUUAAAACGAAAAAAAAAACAACAUCACAUACACGCAAAGAAGAGCGGAGCUUUAUACUAAUUUAAUAGUGUAUAGGUUUACAUGAACUAGCAUUUUAGAGUGUGAAAUCGCACACACACACACACGCGUACAGAAUGAGAUUUGUUGUUCGGGUUCCGGUGGUGUGUUGGGGAUGGGGACGACCAUUGUUGGAUUUAUCCGUCAUUGUUUCGCUAAUCCCCUUAAUUAAUCCCACACACACACCAACACGCCCACACACGUACUGAAUGAGAUUCAGAUCGGUUUUGAUGAGAUGACGUGGUGAAACUCUCAUGUUCACUCAUCAAACACAACUUAGCAAGAAUAUUUCAUCCCCAUUUUCAGCGAUUAGAGAGACACACACAUACACACACACACACACACACACACUCACACGCUCAGAUAGCGGCAAUAAUGGCGAAAGAGGGGGCGGAAGCGAAUUUUAAUAAUUAAAAAGUAAUAAUAUUAGCAAGCCAAGGAUGAUCUGUGUGUGUGUGUAUGUGUGUGUGUGGCGUAUAAGGAGCGAAGGCGCGCACAGUGUAUAGCAAAACGUGUUUAAAAACUGAAGUUUAAAUGCCUAAACGAAAAACGAAAGGAAGCGUGUGUGUGAGAGAGAGAGAAAGAGCAUUAGAGGGCAAACAAAGCAAAGAAGGAAAAACAAACAGUAGCCAGCAGGACACACUGGGACGACACACCGGGUGGAGCGGUCCAGUUUUCUUUUAAAAAUAUUUGUUAAAUUCUAUUUUUAUUUCCGUUAAGUUAAAAAAAAUAUGGAAAAAGUCACGUUACAUGCAACCCGGCAGCGAAACAAGACGAAAGAGUUUUUGUCUGCUGUGUUCUGUUGGUUGAUUCCGUUGAGAGCAAGACAUUAGUGAAUUGUGGGAGGGCGUGAAAAAGUGGUACGAAAUUUUGGGGUUUUUGUUUCUCGGUAGGUACGAGCACAGGUGAUUUGCGUCCCGGCGUCCUGCUGCCUCAAAAACACACCCUCAAACACACUGCCGGUUGAAAGUUUAGGAGCAAAGCCGAAAUGUAGCAGUGAUACUAGCAAUUGAUGUUUUUUUUUCUUUCUAAACAGUCAUAUGAACACGCAGGUGUAUCGCUUUUGUUCUUUUAUGGUGUCAUUGAGCGCGCAAAGGUACUAAGUAAUUUAUUUUUUAUUGUCUGUGUAUAGUUUAUUUUAUUUUUAUUUUGUUCUUUGGAGAGUAUUUAUACAUCGGAUAGGCGGACCGGCAAUGUGUGUGCGUUGUGGUGAUGAGCAUGAUGAUAAUGAAGAAGUGAUUUAGCAGCGAGGGUUAGAUAGAUAGUUACAUAGUUAGAGAGCGAGAUGUAAACCGACUGGGCAAGAAGAGCAAAUGGAAUAAACACACACACACACACACAUGCCGGUACGCGGUAUGAGACAAAUAGUCCACAGGAUUAUAUAUGGGGAAGAGUUGGAAAGCGAAGAAACCGGAUGUGAGUAAAACAAUUUGCCAAGGCGCUUCAAACUAAUCAAACAUAAGGAAGGGGACGUGAAAACAUAUGGAAAAUGUAGUAACACAAAACGUUAAAGAAGAGUGAAAAUAUUAUUAUGAAAAAAAUAUAUAUAUCUAUAUUAUAUGUUAAUCUACAAUGAUAACACACACACACACUGCGUAAAAGAGCAAACCUCGAAAUAAAAAAAAAAUAUGUUGGAGGAGCGGGAGCAGCGUGGUACCAAAACGCGUAAGCAAACGAAUAAUAAUGAUAACUAAUUAAUAGUAACACUCUAUCACCAUUCGGCUUAAAAGUGGCAGAGAAAGAGAAAGAACAGAGAGAGAGAGAGAGAGAAAGAGAAAGAGAAAGAGAAAAAAAUAAUAAGAACGAAGAAUAAAGAGGGAUAGUGAGAGAGAGAGAGUGCGCGCACUGAGAGAAGCAUAACAAAGAAAAUGAAUAACUAUAAUGAAUGUAAUGAUGUACGCAAAAGGCAGCAGAACAGAUGCAACCACGGCAUUGAGAGCUGUAAACCAAUUAUUGUAACCUUCGAAACAAAAACAAAUGAUGACCGAAUCCCAAAAGUAAAGAAAAAAAGAGAAGAGAAAAACAACGUGCACAACACACACGAAAGCAGUUUAUUUUUAUAGAACAAAAAGAAGAGAAGAAGAAGAAGAAGCAGAAAAACAGGAACCAUCUAAAGCAUUUACCAUUAGACGGAAGCGUAAGGGACGACGAGAAAGCAAGAAAAAUGAAGAAUAAAUAAAAUAUUGUAUUAACAAAGAAAAUACAGACAGACGCACGUAAAAUUGGCUUCCGGGACUGAUGGUGUGAUGGUAUAAUGGCGGGUGUGAUGGUGGUGCCGAGAAGAUUUAUCUAGAGAAGUAGUAUGUGUGUGUCCAGCGCAGGACAGUGCGCAAAGAAGGAAAAAAGGGGGCAAAUGCGGUGAAGAGACACUCUUCUCUCUGUCUCUCUCUCUCUCUUUCUCUCUGUCUAUCUCUACCACCGGUAGUACUGUGUUCCAUUAUCUCUGGGAAAUUACCGAGGUAAAGCGAAAGCAAAGAGAACAAACAAAAAAAAAUCGAGAAAAUAAAAAUGAGCAGAUAAAUAAAAAAAAAGAGAGAAUAAAAAGAAAGAUAAGAUGAAAACAGAUAUUGAAUAUUCCUAUACAGAAAUAUACAUAAAAAAGAUAUAUAUAGAUUAUAUAUAUAUAGUAUAUAAAUAUAUUUAUGUACAGAUAUACCGCGUGUAGGAUGUAGUGGGUGGAUGAGAGGUACGUAAGCUCCGAUUCAGACAGAAGAACCGGUGCAAAGAAAGCAAUGCAAAACAUAUGGAACGAAGAAGUGUAAGCUCCAGUAGUAGUUCCGGUCUCGGUGCAACAAUGGCACACCUCCCGGCGUCGAGAUUGCUGGGCAUAUUUUUGGACGGAGCGUAAACACUUACGGAGGCCGUGUGUACUUCGACACUCGAAAACAUGGCAACCAAAUCCGUGCGGAUGGCGAAAAUAAUGGGUCGUCCGAAGGAUCGGAGAUCAAGAGAGCUAGAGCGAUGUCGAUCUAUCAAACAGAGAAAGAGAGAGAGAGAGAGAGAGAGAGAGAGAGAGAGAGAAAGAGAGAAAGAGAGAAGAGAGAAGAAAAAAACCUGUCGACGCACAUACUACCUUUUUUAUCUAAUCGCUCGCUGGUUGAAAGGAAAGAAGCUAAAUUAAUACUUUACGCCAUCAUACUUAAACGUCUAACGGCUUAGGACAACUAAUGUUUUCCGUUUUCUCCCCCCUCCCCCCCCUGUUUACUAUUCAUCUUACUAUUCAUUACUAUUGCUGCAACCAUUUAAGGUAGAACAUGAUGGUAAGAGUAUAAUAAGGCACAUACCCAUAUACGCAUCUGAUGAAGCAGGUAAUGAGUUUGAGGUAGGAUUAUGGUCAAAAAGAAGAAAGCAAGACAAGUUGUCCAGAUUCAUUGCAGUUAUUGCAGACUUGCGAAUGAGCUCAAAAAAAAAAGAGAGAGAGAGAGAGAGAGAGAGAGAGAGAGAGAGAGAGAGAGAGAAAGAUGAUAUAACAGAAAGCAAAAAGAACGAUAUAGAAGGGUAGUUGGAGAGCAGAUAAAAAGAAAGAUAUAAAAAGGCGGAAAGAGAGCGCAAGAAACGAGUGAGAGAAAGGGGGAGACAGAAUUGAGAUAGAAAUAUAGAAAAGAGCGUAGAGAUGUGAGAAGGAAGAAGGAAAGAGAAAAGAAUAGUAAGAUGGCGUACGGAAGCGUCAGUAUAUGAUAUACUAUACCAAUAAUUACUAGUAGGGAUAUCACAUUUAUAGAUUUGUUGUCUGUGUCGAUAAGUUUUAUCAUGUUUCUUUGUAUUUAUAUGGAGUUUAUAAAAUGCGAGAGAGAGAGAGUAAGAGAGAGAGAGAGAGAGAGAAAGAGAGAGAGAGAGAGAGAGAGAGAGAGAGAGAGCUAGUUCGAGGGGAGAGAAAAGGAGAGCGUAGUCUAUUACAUCUCAUGUCCAGAACGUUUUUCUUGAUGGUUCUUAACAAUAUAUUCUAUCUAAUUACCACCUACUAUAUCUAUACUACUAAUCUCCACAGCGCAGCAGCGCAGGUAGUCGUAUAUAUUUAGCGUAGAAUGCGACCUUCAUUGCCAUCUUUAUGGUGGCAUCCUGUGCGCUACGAGCUAAAAGCGCUACUUGGUCACAGUGCUGGUCCAAGUUGGUCUUACCAAGUUGGUCUAGCGGGACAUCCACUGGUUCCGAUUCCUCAUUAUUAGUUCCCGAUUUUUGUAUGAAUGUGUAUCAGGAUGUGUACUACUAACGGAUAUCUAGAUGUCUUAGUAUGUACUUUGCCCAUAGUUACUACGAUACUUUAACGGCAAAUUAUUUUAAUUGCAAAUCCGAGAUUUUCCGAGAAGAGCUACUAAGAAGAGCUUACUUGAGCACUAAGCAGAAGAGUGUCUAUGUUUCCACUGUAGUUUAAAUUGAAUGUGCAAUUAUUGGAACGAUAAUACACACACACACACACCCCACCCACGCACAAAUAAUAAUUGGCUCAUUAUCGUUACACAGGAUCUCUUUUCCAUAAUGUUGCUAACCAACAACACAUGCAAUGUACUUACGCUUACACUGAAGGCUUUCAUUUUGACAACUGUCAACUUUUUGAGCACUAAGCCUCAAACACUUCAACCAUAUCCGCUAGUGUGUGUGUGUGUGUUUUUGGGUGAAAUUAUUUAUAGAUUUGUUCUUUAUGUUCUGCUUGAUCAUCCAUCCUGCUCAGUAGUCACUAGAGAGAGAUCCACUAAGCAGCAUCGCAUUGCAGGUGGUGUCUAUGGACGCGAUAGUGUAUCGGUACAGCACAGAAAAGAGGAGAGAGAGAGAGAGAGAGAGAGAGAGAGAGAGAGAGAGAGAAGGAGCAAAAGUGCGAGAGAGAAAAUAAAUGCGCAAAUAUUCUUCCAACGUUUGAAAAGAAGUGAAACUCACGGCGCACGGCAUUUUUUUUUCGAUUUAGUUGAUUUGUUUGGUACAUUGGUGUAUUGAAACAUGAAAGUCUGACAACGGUUAUUGCUUAGGUUAGGACAACUUAAGACAGAGAAACACGGAGUAUUAGUGGGAAGAGAAUAAUACAGCAAAAAAGUAAUAAAAACAGAGAGAGAUUGUAGAAAAUAAAAAAAAAACAAUAGUUGGACUAAAAUGUGCGACCAAUGAAAGAUUAGUCCACUACUUCCCAAUAAGAGGAUAUCUAUAUACACAUACAUGAAUUGAAAAAAAGGAUGAGACAACAUUUAGCGAGAAAUAAUGAAGUUUAUCAACACAAUUUGUACAUCCUCUAAUUUCGGGGCAUCGGAUUAUGGUAGGAUGCUGUGUAAGGAUAGCUUAAAACGGAACGCACUUUUUCGUACACCGGCGUGUGGAGGUUAAGAAUCCGAUCGUGGAUUGUACAUGCAUAAACACAUACUAUUAUCUCACAGCUGUACCGUAACUAUCGCAAACAUUACAACGCAUUGCUCUCGAUCCUAAAUACACUACUGUACACCCAUACACAUACAAACACGUGUAACUGUAAUGGAAAGCGGAGUGGAAGUAACUAGGAAGAAACAUCAAAAUGGCGUCAAGCUAAACACUGAGAAAGUGGAAUGAGAUAGAAAAGGAAAAAGAGAGCGAAGUAGAAGAGAGAUACACAUUAUCGAUACACGAUAAGAGCUCAAUUUUAUAUCGAAAUUUAUAUACAUACUUGAUAGAUAAAGAAAAUGUAAGAGUUAUAAAAAGCAGAAGAACGAAAAAAAAACGAUAAAGCAAUAGAUGACGCUGAUACUGCGCAAAAAAAACCCCGAAAGCGGAACAAGCAAGAAAACGGAAAGCAAAUGCACCUCUCGAAUACUUAAAAAAAACACACUGAAAACUGCUGAACAGCGCCACAGAUUUUGUUACCUAUAUAUGCGUGGGGUUUGCGUUUAGGUCUGCGUUGUUAUGUUAGUUAUAGCUUUGUUCUCUUCUAAUCUUGUUGGUAAUUUUUUUGUUUUACGUUUUUUAGAGAAAUUGAGCACUUUCUAAAGAGUUUUUAAAACGAACCCGAAACCGCGGAAGAGCAAAAGAACGACCAAUCCCGUUCUGCUGCUGCUGCGCAAUAUAUCAGUCACCGCUCUGCGGUGACAGUUGAAAGCAAUUGCAGCGGACACGCUACCUGCUACUACCCCGCGCGAACUUCCUUCUCUGUUAGUAGGCUUAAGUUUUCGUGAUUAAGUUUCGACGCGGUGCACCACGCGCCACACUUUGGUAAUCGGCAUUAGGAGGGAGGAAGAGAGGGUGAGAUGUUCGCACUAUAUAUAUCAAAGCGCGGUGUGGCCGUCCAGUGCCUAAGGAACCGGGUGGUCCGGGCCCUCACACUUAGUGCAUCAGCUGCCGGUACACCUGCUGUGUACACGCACCGCCGUAGCUUAGCGCAAACAUUUGUGCGUGAAAACCACCCCC